GUCUUCCAUUAUUAUAACUUGAAAGAAAGAGGAGAUUGAGAAGCUACCAAAAGCAAUAAAACAAAAUAAGGUUUCUUGAUCAUCACCUUCUCUAACCAUGAAACUUGAGCAGCCGAAUUUGGGAGAAACUGGCAAAGCUAAAGGAUCUUGGCUGCGUUAUUUUGGCAAAGCUAGAGGAAGCAGAAAGCACAGGAAGAGUCAUACAAAAACCAGCUCUCCAUCAUCAUCUUCACAAAAGAAGAAUGAGUUUUUUGAAAUGGAGUUGCCAAAAGGAAAUGCGUCGUCAGAGGAAAGAGUGGCGUGGCUACAGUCUCAGUUUAUCGGAGGCGAUGCUGAAUUUGAUUCUCCAUUCGGAAGACGAAAACUCACAUACGCCGAUCACACGGCGUCCGGUCGAUCUCUUCGUUAUAUUGAAGAUUAUAUCGUCAACAAUGUUCUCCCCUUUUAUGGCAACACUCACAGCGAGGAUAGCCAUGUGGGACAACAAACAACCAAAUUGCUACAAGAAGCAUCUCGUUACAUCAAGAGAUGCUUAGGAGGAGGAAGAGAAGAUGCACUAUUAUUUUGCGGGUCAGGUGCGACAGCCGCCAUUAAGAAGCUUCAAGAUGUUAUGGGGAUUGCAGUGACACCAAUCAUGAGAGAAAGGCUCAUAAAAUGCCUAAGAGAUAAAGAAAGAUGGAUAGUUUUUAUAGGGCCUCAUGAGCACCACUCAAAUAUUCUUUCCUGGCGGCACAGUUUGGCUCAAGUUAUAGAGAUUAGUGUUGAUGAUGAAGGCCUGAUUAAUAUCGAAGAGCUGAAGGUGCAACUUGAGUUACAUAAAAAUUCCAAUCGACCCAUUUUAGGUUCUUUCUCUGCUUGCAGUAAUGUCAAUGGAAUUUGUUCGGAUACAAGAUCCAUUGCUAGACUACUUCAUCAAUACGGAGGCUUUGCAUGCUUCGACUUUGCUACAAGUGGUUCAUAUGUGGAGAUUGACAUGAGAUCAGGGGAGAUAGAUGGGUAUGAUGGUGUUUUCCUAAGUGGACAUAAGUUUGUUGGAGGUCCAGGGUCCGCUGGCAUCCUUCUGAUGAGCAAAGUUCUUUAUCAGCUGAGCUCCUUUCCUCCCUCAACUUGUGGAGGUGGAACUGUUAAUUAUGUCAAUGGCUUCAAUGAGAAGGACACAUUAUAUUUGGAUGAUAUAGAAGGAAGAGAAAAUGCUGGAACUCCUCCAAUUAUUCAAACCAUUAGAGCAGCAUUGGCCUUUUGGGUAAAAGAAUACAUUGGCUAUGAGGUGAUGAAGGCACAACAAGACAUAUACCUCCAAAGAGCACUAGAGAGGCUUCUCCCAAAUCAAAACAUAAAAGUUUUGGGAAACACGACUGCCAAAAGACAAGCUUUAUUUUCCUUCCUUGUAUAUUCCACUUCAUAUUCUUCCCGAGAGGCCAUGCAAAACGUGAUCAGAGAUAAGCCUCUUCAUGGAUCUUUCGUUGCAACUCUGCUCAAUGACUUGUUCGGCAUCCAAGCUCGUGGUGGCUGCGAUUGUGCCGGCCCUUAUGGUCACAUUCUACUUGAUCUUGACAAAACUCAAUCUCUUAAAAUUCGUUCGGUCGUACAAAAGGGUUAUUUCGGACUGAAACCGGGAUGGACACGAAUUAGCUUCCCUUUCUACAUGUCGAAUGAGGAAUUCGAGUUCAUUCUUUCUUCAUUGGAGUUUAUAGCUUUAUAUGGACAAAGAUUUCUUCCCUUAUAUCGUUUCAAUUUGAAAACUGGUAACUGGUGUUUCAAUGAGGCACAGAAGAGCUUGAUAACCGACAAGGGAAACAGUAAUCACAAAAGUCAAUUCAAGCCAUUGGCCAAGGCCAUACAAGAUAUAGGGAUGCCUAAGGAGUAUUUAUACAGUGCUGAUGUUAAACAUCUUGGAAAGAUUUAUAUUUAUUCAUCUUAUUUUGAUGCUGCUAAAAAUGUUGCUAAUCUUCUUCCCAAGAACCCUCCUCGGCGAAGUUUGCCAAAAGACAUAGAUCCUGAUAUCUUGUUUUUUAGAAUCUAAUCACUAGACUAUUCAGUUAAACCUUGUUAUGUAUUAAUGUAUGAACGUUUAUGUUAUUAUUAUUUUAUAAUUAAGAUGAAAUUUUUUAAGA
Molecule: messenger RNA, 2114 nt
Organism: Mangifera indica (mango)
Lineage: Eukaryota; Viridiplantae; Streptophyta; Magnoliopsida; Sapindales; Anacardiaceae
Product: probable cysteine desulfurase
Exons: 5
Coding region: 98-2023 (641 amino acids)
Source: RefSeq, a predicted model, not a curated record